UUUUUCACCCAAAACUGUUUCAGCGGUUAAGCUAGAGUUUUAGAAUUUGCGUAGAGAGGGAGAGAUGGCUCGAGGAGCGGCGGUGAAGUCGAGUGCGAAGAAGAAAGGAGUGUCGUUCGUCAUCGACUGCUCUAAACCAGUCGAUGACAAGAUCAUGGAGAUCCCAACGUUCGAGAAGUUUCUCCAGGAACGAAUCAAGGUCGGAGGCAAACCCGGAGCUCUCGGUGACGCCGUUACCAUCACAAUCGCCAAGGGAAAGAUCACCGUCACCGCCGAUUCCACCUUCUCCAAACGGUACUUGAAGUAUCUGACGAAGAAGUAUUUGAAGAAGUACAACAUCCGUGAUUGGCUCCGCGUGAUUGCGUCGAACAAAGACAGGAACCUCUAUGAGCUAAGGUACUUCAACAUCGAAGACGAUGCAGCUGGUGAGGAAGAAGAUUAAGGCACUGUAGAACUUCAUUUCUUUUUUUUUAUACAUUUGUCAGAGAUUAUUGUUGGCAUUGGUGUUAUUUGGAUUGUUCGAUCAUUGAGUUUAAUGAAAGAAUGAUGUUUGACUAAGUUUCA
Molecule: messenger RNA, 564 nt
Organism: Brassica oleracea var. oleracea
Lineage: Eukaryota; Viridiplantae; Streptophyta; Magnoliopsida; Brassicales; Brassicaceae
Product: 60S ribosomal protein L22-2-like
Exons: 2
Coding region: 65-442 (125 amino acids)
Biological process (GO): cytoplasmic translation
Cellular component (GO): ribosome
Molecular function (GO): structural constituent of ribosome; RNA binding
Source: RefSeq, a predicted model, not a curated record